CGGAAAGAUAAAUAAAGCAUCAGACUCCGCCGCCGCCGCCAUCUCACUCGCUCGCUACCUCCUCCUCUCCUCUUCCUCCCAGCUAGCGGCCGCCGUCCGCCACCGACUCCGACCACCUGAUACAUUUUAUUGAGGUGAGAUGGCGGUUGUUCUGUCCAAUGUUAAUACUGAGGCAGGCCUGAAGAAGCUUGACGAGUACCUGCUCACUCGCAGUUACAUCAGUGGGUACCUUGCUUCAAAAGAUGACAUGGCUGUGUACACUGCACUUUCAUGUGCUCCCAAGUCAAGCUAUGUCAACGCCACAAGGUGGUACGAUCAUAUCAGUGCUCUCCUAAGGUCCAGUGGAGUGACUGCAGAGGGCGAAGGUGUCAAGGUUGAGUCAUCUGCUUCUUUUGUGGCAUCAACUCCUGAAGUUGCUGACAAAAAGGCAGAAGCGGUUGAAGAAGAUGAUGACUCUGAUGUUGAUCUAUUUGGCGAGGAGACUGAAGAGGACAAGAAAGCAGCAGAAGAACGUGCGGCAGCUGCCAAGGCUUCUACCAAGAAGAAAGAAUCUGGGAAGUCAUCAGUUCUGCUAGAUGUGAAGCCAUGGGAUGAUGAAACCGACAUGAAAAAGCUUGAGGAAACCGUUAGGAGUGUGAAGAUGGACGGCCUCUUAUGGGGUGCUUCCAAACUUGUUUCAGUUGGCUAUGGCAUCAAGAAGCUGCAAAUUAUGAUGACCAUUGUGGAUGACCUUGUUUCUGUUGACAAUCUCAUUGAGGACCAUUUUGACGUUGAGCCAGCCAAUGAGUACAUUCAGAGCUGCGAUAUUGUGGCUUUCAACAAAAUUUAAAAUUGAGUUGUGCAUGGAACGAAGUUGAAGGGAAGACAUUACUAUAAUAACUAUCUGCAAGUUUUCUCUACCGAUUUUCCAAUGUUCAUCAUAUGAUGGUAGCUUUACCGAUAUUUCCAAUGUUCAUCAGAUUUAUUGUCACAUAUAUUGUCUUCAGAUGUGGAACUUGACUGCAUUUGCUAUUUCGAAGACAAUUUUUUCCAUUGCAUA
This is a messenger RNA of Lolium rigidum, 1039 nucleotides long. Its product is annotated as elongation factor 1-delta 2-like. The transcript is spliced from 8 exons. The coding region runs from base 140 to 829 and encodes 229 amino acids. Gene Ontology annotation, cellular component: eukaryotic translation elongation factor 1 complex; cytosol. The record is from RefSeq and is a predicted model, not a curated record. Gene Ontology annotation, molecular function: translation elongation factor activity; guanyl-nucleotide exchange factor activity. Gene Ontology annotation, biological process: translational elongation. Lineage: Eukaryota; Viridiplantae; Streptophyta; Magnoliopsida; Poales; Poaceae.